Messenger RNA from Seminavis robusta, 4302 nucleotides. The record is from the annotation of a GenBank genome assembly. NCBI's taxonomy places the organism in Eukaryota, Bacillariophyta, Bacillariophyceae, Naviculales, Naviculaceae.
AUGGAGAUGGCGGAGGCAAGCCGCGCGGAUCCUCCUCCUCAAGACACGGAAUCUUGUGUCGAGCAUGACGAUUAUCAAGUUCCGUUUCUAAAGCCAGACAGAAAACUUCAACGGCCCCAUCGGCUCAGCGUGCCCGAACUACUGGCGCUCCGUCAAGGUUUUGGCGUCUCUCCGUUGUCCUUACCACCAUUUGCACGGCCCAGGGCCAUCACGACCGAUACUCUUGCUUCCAAAAUUGCCUGGAACACUUCGAGGCUGCAAAAUAUGAUUCUCACGGUGGGACCAGGAACACCCGCAGCCAUUGUGGACUUGUCCGUAGUGCAUGAACCAUCACCACCGGCUGCCGCUCGACUCGGGAAUGGGGAAGAUGAAUCCUCCAGCGGUAGUUCUUCGGAAAGCAGCUCGUCAUCAUCAUCAGAAGAAGAAGAAGAUGAAGCUGAAAUUGAUCCGGACGACAAUGCCAAUGAGGAGCAGGAGGAGGAACCUCCUGAACCUAGCCGCACACAUUCACGAUCCGGAUCCUCCUCGGGGUCUUCCAGAUCUUCCACUACUAGUCCUAAGAGAACCUUGAGUGACCGAAUGAAAAUGCCUGAAGAAGAUGCAGAGACAACGGCCGAGACGGCGACGACGACAACGUUUGAUUCUUUAGAGGAGACUGUCGACAAGAAGGAAGACAGUUGCAAAAAGGCCAAGGCAUCGAGCGACGAAGAAAUGGCGGGAUACAGCGAUGUGGAUCCUGAACAAGAAGGAGACAAGGAAGAAGACGAAGCAGAAGGUGAGGAGGGCGAAGAAGAAGAUCUCCCUGAGCUGACCGAUAGAGAACGCUUCUUUUUGGAAGUGAAUCAAGCGGAGGAACAUCGGAUGCAGUUUAGCGGCGAGGAAUCCAACGAAGAGGAAGAAGAAGACGAGGGUAUAGAUGCAAACGAGUCUCACCCCAAUGAGCGCAUGGCGGAAAGUACGGAAGAUGAGGAAGACGACGAAGAAGAGGACGAUGAAGAAAUGGCAGAGUUUCGUGAAAUGGCGGCAGAGUGGUUUGCUCAGGCGCAGGAAGGGGGCGAAGGAGAAGAGGACGAUGACGACGAGGAAAGCGACGACGAGGACGAUAGCGAUGAUGACGAUGACGUUGGGCGUGUCAUCAUCCGCCGCCGAAUCAUUCGGCGCUCACAAUCGCCAACGAGGCGAGGCAACCACAACGCUAGGAAAGAAAUGACUCCGUCCCUUCGCCAUGGCGGAUGUAUCAAUACAGCUGCGUGGUUGGAUUCGGGCUGGCGACUCUCCACGGUAUCCAGUGACCACUACAGUACGUCCUACAAUGCCAACUUCGACUUUUGUUUGGAAGACACGCAAGGACUGCACGCCAUCGAAUCCAGUGACUGUCCAACCCAGCUGGCAACCUCGGGAGAUGACAGACAAGUGAAAUUUUGGGAUGUGCGAUACGCAAUGGGGAACACUAAUCCCCUCCCAUGGGGCCGAAAUACACACUGCCCUUUUGCUCAUGAACCAGAAACAAUCGAUACCGAGGGCAACGCCGGUGGGUACAAGGCUCGAUGGAGGGAAUUCUAUCGUAAUCAGCAACAACCAGUGGAGGCGAGGAAAAUGUUCGGAAAUGUUCAGCCGCUGGCAACCUUACACACUGGGCACAGGUCCAAUGUGUUUCAUGUGACGCCAUUAUGGCAGCAACCGGGGAAAGUUGCCACUUGCGGAGCGGACGGAUACCUGAGACUUGGGGAUGUCGAAGCAGCAAACCGAGGAGAAUCGAUCAGCACAUCAAUCAUCAUCAGCCCUGAGUACCAUGAUGACGGCGAUCACAUCAUGAGUGGAUUGUUCAGCCUGCGUCCAGGGCUGUGCUUUUCGCACCACUUUCUGAAUACAAACGUGGGGCUCCUCUGCAGCCAAAGGGGACUGCGCAAGUUUGACGUUCGUUUGCCGCCGCGACAGCAGGAACGAAGAGCCCUCCUUGGCAGCAAUACUGGAUGUAAGGCUUGUGCUGUAUGGACAUACUCUUCCGCCGGUUCUGUGGAAGAAGUGGACUCAACAUACGUCUUUGUGGGGGGGACCGGAGCAGAAGUUGCUCUUUGCGACCUUCGCAUGACUGGCGGGGACUCUUCCUCUGACAAUGCUAGAAUAGUCUGUCAGUAUCGGCCUAGAGGCUUGGAGGGGAACGUCGAAGUGUCUGUAAGCGGCAUUGACUUAUCCAAAGACAAGCAAGAGUUGUUGGUUAGCUAUGAAAGCGAUCAAAUAUACACUUUCCCUGUCUUUCCGCAUGCUAAAAGCGCAGCGGGGCCAACCCUCGAAGAAAUCGGUGGAAUUGGCUUGGACGAUGAUGAUGUCGCGGCUACGAACGGUAACAUUUCGUUGCUUGGUGGCAGAGAGCGAACGCGCACAGGGGAGGAUGUUUACCUCAAUGAGCUUGCCUCCUACGGCGGUCAUCUGAAUCGAUUCACUUUCUUGAAGAAUGCCAAGUAUGCUGGUCCCAAUGAUGAAUACAUAUGCACUGGAUCGGACUCAGGGCAUGCGUGGAUCUACGAACGAGCCACCGGAGCUGUGGUCUCGCUGUUGAACGCUGAUCACUCCACCUGUAACGGUGUAAUUCCGCAUCCAAGCCUACCAGUAUUCAUUACGUACGGCAUUGAUUCGACGGCGAAGUUGUGGCGUGGAACUGGACCAGUUGACAUGAACACGGACGAUUCGUUGAGUGGACGGUCGAGGGCAUUCCGUGCUAGUCAAUACGAAAUGAGUUCUCUCGCGAGAAAUUGGGACACCAUCGAGCAGGAAAUAUCACAUAUCGAACAAGAGCUUGCCGAGGCCGACGCAGCAAGGGAUAAUGACGAAGAUGAUGAAGAAGACAGGGACAGUCUUUACCAUUCCUACAGUGUACUUCCCGAUCAAGUCUUGAGCAGAAAGGAGCUGGGCAACACUGGCACUUUUGGCCGCAUCGCAUUGCGCGCUGGCGGCUCUCGUAUAGGGAACGAUCUCCACAAUUUACCGGAUAUCUUGCGGAGGAAUCAGUUCGAAUGCAUACGUGCCGCCAUUGGAGGUGAUGUAGGGCGUGAAACUGAUCUCCCUGUGGAAAGUGACUUGAAGGAGCUUAUGCGUCGUGUGAGUUUGAUUCGACUGCGUCACCAAGCUGAUCGUCAGGGACUGUCAGCGCACUGGAAUCACAAGCUUCCGUGGAUCAUUGGGGCGUCAGCAAAACUGGGAGGGGAAGCGGAGGAUAACGACAAGGGUGCACAUGCAGCACCACACCCUGCAGAUCUCGUUCCCGACAAUCCAUCCGAUUGGAUUCCGUUUGACCCCGAGAUGACACCCGCGCCCAAUGCAUCUGGAAUGUCAGUCAAUGUGGAAGAGUAUGGGAACUUCUUCCGUGACAGAUACCUUCAUUCGGACGCUGAUAGCCACACCGAACUGGAAUGCCCACGAGAGAGAGUUUGGCGUCGCGAUUUAUCAGGACCUGACAUUGCGGCAUCGUCCACCUCUGCCAGUGAGAACGCCUACAGGAUACUGCAUGAAACGGCUCGUGUCCUGAAGGAUGGAGGCAACGAAGCGCUACGAAAAGGAGAGCUAGAUAUUGCAGCUCAAAGAUACGACAAAGCCAUUCGUUACUGUUCCAUCGCAUUCAUGUCGCACAGGGCAGCCACCACGUAUGGAGGCAAAUACGAAGACGAGCUGACUCUGAUUUCGAUGAAAGUGCUCGAGCUGGAUAUCGACUCGGACCACACUGUGACCCCUUUGAUGCUUAAAUGGUCGCCUCUGCUGAAGGUGUUGGUAUCAACUCGGUUGAAUUUGUCCAUGUUGUUGCUCAAACAAGCAAAACAUCAACCUGAAGUCCCUCAGCUGGAACAAGCCAAAAAUCAAGCACGACACGCCUUGCGGGAGCUGCAACCCUUUUGCGCUAAAAAGGGCAACGUCUGUAUGCUGUUCAUGAAGAGUGGCAAGGUAGCGAGACUUUGCGCUAGUACCACAGCGGCAAAAAGGAAAAUCAAGACAGAGAUACUCAAGUCCAAAGAGCCAGAAGAAACCUACCGUGAGGCCAAGACUUUGGAGGCAAAGGCAUUCUUCCGCCUUGGUUCCGCUCAGUCAGACAUGGGCGAGUAUGCUGAAGCUGUGAAGAGUUUUGACAAGAGCAUUGAGUGCACCUUGGAGCUGAACCCCGACGCCAAGUUAGAUCCUUUGGUUGUGCGGCGAUUGAACGAAGCAAAGCGAGAAAAGAUCCGACAAAACAAGCGCCAACGAAAGAAGUUUCGAAUGAUGUUUGGACAGGAAGAAAAGUCGAAGAAAAAGAAGGACAAGAAGAAGAAAUAG